Messenger RNA from Cryptomeria japonica (Japanese cedar), 1451 nucleotides. RefSeq names its product F-box/kelch-repeat protein At5g15710. Gene Ontology annotation, molecular function: protein binding. The record is from RefSeq and is a predicted model, not a curated record. The coding region runs from base 4 to 1107 and encodes 367 amino acids. NCBI's taxonomy places the organism in Eukaryota, Viridiplantae, Streptophyta, Pinopsida, Cupressales, Cupressaceae. The transcript has a single exon.
AAAAUGGGUGUUCUCAGAAUUCGUAAGCAAAUAAUGUGGUCAGAUUUGCCUGAACAUUUGAUGGAGAGAAUACUAGAAUUCCUUCCAGUGGACUGCUUCUUCCGUUUCAGGGCUGUUUGCAAGACCUGGAAUACUCUCUUCUCAUCCCAACAUUUCAAUUCCAUAGCAAGAAAUAGCCACCCAUUUCUCAUUCUUUGCCCCUCCAACACCCAACUGCCCUCUCUAAUCUAUUCCUUCUUCACCCACACUUGGCGAACCAUUUCUUUAUCUUUCAUACCUCAUGAGCUCCACUGCCCCAUCAAUUUCAGAGGAUCUGCUUCUGGGCAGCUCUUAGCAGACAUUAGCGCCAAUUUCUGGUUUGGUUAUAAUUCUCCAACGCUGUUUGUUUGCAAUCCUCUUACCCAAACGUGCUCGGUACUACCAGAAAUGGCUUCUGUGAGUAGAAUUAUGGGCAAGGCAAUUUUACCCGUAGGGAAUAAGAUGGACGAAUAUACAGUCAUGGUGGUGGGCAUGAGCAGCACUGGUACAGUUGUAGUAGAAGCAUAUAAUUCGACUACCAAGGCUUGGAAAGUUGCAGACACCAUUCCAGAUGUGGUUAUAAGAAACGAAAAUGUUUUCUUCUUCAAGGGCUCUCUGUUCGGUAUGACCGCCAGUGGUGGCAUAAUGGCCUACAAUAUUGAACAGGGGAACACUACAAUUAUGGCCAUGCCCACAGCAGAUACCCACAAUUUGUGGGCUCGGCUUGUUUGUUGUAAGAGUGGUGUGUUUGUGGUUGGGGCAAUCGAAGAAAAUUAUUGUUUGCAAGGUGUUUUUAUGUGGAAGUUAGUUUUUGAGAAGAUGGGGGAGGAGGAUUAUAAGUGGGAAGAGAUUGGGAAGAUGCCCAGUUCCGUGUGUGAAGAAUUCAGGAAGAGCUCGAAUUCGAAUUGGUUUGAAUGCGUGGGAGUGGGCGAUAAGAUCUGUUUCAGAGCCCACGAAAGCAUGGAGAUACUUGUUUAUGAUGUGAGCAAAAGCUCUUGGAAUUGGCUGCCCAUGUUUCCUGCAGAUUUGAGAUAUGUGAGUAUGAGAUGCCUUCCACUGGAAAUUAUGCCCACUACUAAAUUCUCUUAAUUUUGGUUGUGAAUUUGCGGCGGUGCAGCUCGUCUGAAGAAUCAAAAUUGGUAUAAAAGUAACGAGCCCAAGGGCAUAUGGUACUAAUUGCAGAAAGGAGGUGGACGUAUAGAAUUGUUCACAGCAAAUCCUUAGAAAUUUAUUCUUUGAUUCUUUAUUUUUUAUAUAAAUAGCGCUCUAGUCAAUCAUAUAUGGGACUAAGUGCGGGAAGGAGGUGGAAAUAUAGACUUGUGUAUUGCAAAUCCUUCCAAAUUUAUUCUGUAAUUUUUUAUUCUUUGAUCCGUGGGUUGAAGGUCAUUGAAGCCUCAAUUUAAAAAUGUAUAAGAUUUAUUCACUUCAAUAAA